GUCCCAUUCAAUUGUGAAAUAAUCAGCAGACUGCAAGGUUCUCUAUGGGAUCGGAAAUAUGUUGAAGCUGGAUACCAAAGGAGGAAUCAUCUGCUCGGGCUGCUUGUCCAUAGCCUUUGCCAUAACCUAUUUGGCUUUGAUGGACGAUUACUUCUGGAGACAGGGACUCUACGAACUGGGAAUUCACAUUUCGUCUCUGCAGAUAUUGGGCAGCCUUGUUCUCAUAGUAGGAGCUGUAAAGCAAAGGCACAAGUUUCUUGUGCCGUGGAUGAUAACCACAGGAUUCUUUAUGUACUUGAUGGUUUACCUGCUCAUUAUACUGAUAGUCCAGGGAAGAUCGUGGAUAUUUAUACCGGCGAUGGUGGUUCCGUUCACAGCCUAUCUUGGCUGCGCUUUGUACUCCGUGCAAAAGGCCUUCGACAGGAUGCGCAAGGAGGAGCCACCAGCAUAUACCACCUUGUCCGCCAAGAAGGAUUUCAUUAAUCACAUAUAGAUAUAUAAAGAUUGUUAUCACUUAAAAUAUAAAAACAAACAAGAUUAAAGGAAGAUUAGAUAGCUUGAAUGU
Drosophila teissieri is the source of this 565-nucleotide messenger RNA. RefSeq lists its product as uncharacterized. The coding region runs from base 59 to 493 and encodes 144 amino acids. Lineage: Eukaryota; Metazoa; Arthropoda; Insecta; Diptera; Drosophilidae. The transcript is spliced from 4 exons. The record is from RefSeq and is a predicted model, not a curated record.